ACCAGCGAGCCAGCGGGAGCCCCGCCGGGCGUGAGAAAUGGCUCCUCAAAGCCAGAUCGCUCUGCUUGGCUCCUUGUUCUGUAGCGUAGCGUUCCUCUGGUGCGGAGCAGAAGGACAGAGUGGUGCUGAGCCAGAAGUGACUCUGGCACUGGGACGGCUCAAAGGGAAACAAACAGAUGUAAAGGGGACAGACAAACUCGUAAAUGCAUUCCUUGGAAUUCCUUUUGCAAAAGCCCCUGUUGGAUCCUUGAGGUUUUCCCCACCUGAACCACCUGAACCCUGGAAUGAUGUGAGAGAUGCAACCUCUUACCCACCCCUAUGUCCUCAAGAUCUGUCCAUGUUGAAAACAGCUGAAAGAAACUACAAAGAAAAACACAUUCCUUUCCGAACUUCUGAGGACUGUUUGUAUCUCAAUGUUUACAGCCCUGCUGGUUCCAGCAAGAAGGACAAGUUACCUGUAAUGGUGUGGAUCCAUGGAGGCAACUUUAUAUUUGGUGGUGCUUCUAGGUAUGAUGGUUCAGCACUGUCAGCCUACGAGAAUGUUGUGGUAGUAAUAAUUCAGUACAGACUUGGACUCCUUGGAUACUUCAAUACUGGUGAUGAACAUGCUCGUGGGAACUGGGCUUAUUUGGAUCAAGUAGCAGCUCUUCAGUGGAUCCAAGGCAAUAUUGAACACUUUGGUGGAGAUCCAGGAUCUGUCACACUCUUUGGUGUAUCUGCAGGAUCUUGCUCUGUUUUUGCACAUGUUUUAUCUCCUUUGUCUAAGGGUCUCUUUCAUAAAGCAAUAUCAGAGAGUGGAAUUCUACUUCCCCCCAGUAGAGAUUUACUUCUUUCAAUACAUCCUAAGAAAAUUGCAAGUAUCUUUAAGUGUGACACGAGCAGUUCCCUCUCCCUGAUAAACUGCUUAAGGAAGCAGGAAGCAGACCAUAUAAUCUUCAACACCACGAAUGUACCAUUUCUGCCCAUACUUGUGGAUGGAGUAUUUCUUCCCAAGUCACCUGAAGAGAUACUGGCUGGAAAAGAAUUUAAUGCAGUUCCAUUUAUGACAGGAGUCGCCAACAAUGAAUUUGGCUGGAAUAUCAGAUCUGAAUCAAAAAUACCAGGUUUGAGGGAAACAGGAGAUAAAAAAUCAAUUGCUUCAACUUUAGAGUUUUUUCUACCAAUGGUAGAUUUACCAUCAGAUUUUCUGCCCAGGAUAGUGGAUGAAUAUGUGGGAGACACAGAGGAUCCUGCUGAGCUACAGGCCCGGUUUCUGGACUUGCUGGGGGAUAUGGCAUUUGUCAUGCCAGCCAUUAAAGCCCUGAAUUAUCACAGGGAGUCUGGAGCCCCUACCUACUUCUUUGAGUUUCAGCACCGCCCCAGUUCACACUGGGACAGCAAACCAGAGUAUGUGAAGGCUGACCAUGGGGAUGAAGUUGGCUUUGUCUUUGGAGGGCCCUUUCUGGCAGGAGAAAUUCAGCUGUGCAGUGAAGUUACAGAGGAAGAAAAGAACCUCAGUAGAACUCUGAUGAAGUACUGGGCUAACUUUGCUCGAAAUGGAAAUCCUAAUGGAGAGGGUUUGGUUGAAUGGCCAUCUUACAACCUAAAUGAAGAAUACUUGCAGAUAAAUCUAAAACAAAAGAAAGCCAGGAAGUUGAAAGAAGAGAAGGUGAAUUUCUGGAAAAAGCUGACGCUGGAAAAGGCAAAUAACCAAAGAAUGGAAAACAAGAAGGUUAAUUCAGAGUUAUUGUCAUACUUGAAAUUAUUUGUUGUAAUAACCCCAGUUGAUCCCUCACAUGUUAAAUACAGCUACCACAUUUCCCCAGUGCUCAGGUUAAGAGGGCUUCCUAUUCCCUCCCUGCACAGCUGGGACAUGCAAGGCUCCAGCCAUCCUUGUGCAGGAGUUUCUGCUCCCACACUGGGCUCUUGGGUUUGGUGGCUCAUACAGUCAGAUAUAGGAAAUGUGUCCCAAAGUGUUUGUUUUUAUUGCUUACAGAAAAUUGCUGAUGCCUCUGGCUGUGAAAAAUCCACUUCAGCUGCAAUAGUUGAGUGCUUGAGAGAAAAAACAGAAGAAGAGAUAAUACAGCUAACACUAAAAAUGGACAUGACAACACUGCGGCUGUGCAGCACCUCCCCUGAGAACUGCAAACAGGAUUUCUUUUUCAUCAGUACAUGUGUAGAUGGUGUAUUUUUUCCAAAGAGUCCCAGGCAAUUACUAUCUGAAAAAUCAAUCAAUGCAGUCCCAUAUAUGAUAGGAGUAAAUAACGGUGAAUUUACAUGGGCACUUCCUAUGAUGAUGAAAUUUCCUCCUUUCAUGGAUGGUCUGGAUAAAAAUGUUGCACGUGAAAUUUUACAAAUCUCCUUAGUAAUAUUACAUAAGGGUGUUACCUCUGCAGCUGUUGAUGGGCUGUACAGUGAGUACAUAGGGGAUGCAGACAGCCCUGCUCAGGUGCGAGAUGGCCUUCUGGAUGCACUGGGAGAUGUCUUCUUUGUGUUUUCAUCCCUUGAAGUGGCUAACUUCCACAGAGAUGCUGGCAACCCAGUCUACUUCUAUGAAUUCCAGCAUCGACCAAGUGAAGCAGAAGGUGUUUUACCAGACUUUGUAAAAGCAGAUCAUGCAUCCGAGAUCGCCUUUGUCUUUGGAAAGCCCUUCUUAGCUGGACGUGCUACAGAGGAAGAAAAUAAACUUAGCAGAACUGUUAUGAAAUACUGGACUAACUUUGCUAGAAAUGGAAAUCCCAACGGAGAAGGCUUGGUCCAUUGGCCUCAGUAUGGUCUGGAUGAGAAAUACCUGGAGAUAGACCUGAACCAAAAAGCAGCACAGAAAUUCAAAGAAGGCAAAAUGAAGUUUUGGACACAGCUCAUGAAACAAAUGAUGAGUGAAAGGAGAGAACACACAGACCUGUAAGAGCUGCAUAGGGUACAGUUUGCUUUCAAGACCCAAAGUAAAGUCAAACAACAUUAGUUUGUCAGGAUGCAGAGUUAUAAUCACAUUCUCACUCACUACCAUGUAAUCUGUUGUCCUGGUCACAGUGAAAGGAGAGAAAGAAGGGAAAUUUGGAAUGUUUGUUGGACCAAAAAUCACUAUUUAAUGGACCAAGCAGAAAAAAAAACCCACGAUCUUUCAGGCUCAAACAGACCACAGUAUCUACUCAGUGGACAUCAAAACUGAAUAAUGAGGAGGGAAUUGGCAAAUAAAUUGACAUCUGUAAGAAAUUAUUUAUACAGAAUAUAUCAUAACUGUCUGGCUACCUUUUAUGCUUACUCCCCUCUUCUUUCAGAAGAGCAUGGUCAGUUGUCCUUCUUACAGCCUCUUUCCACUUUCUUUAAUUGGAAAUAGCUUGUAGGGAGCAGAGCAUCCAUCAAACUACAUCUGUGAGAUUGGCUCAACAUCUCUCAACUGAGGACAGAAAAUCUCUACUUGUUUUAUUGGUUUGUGAGUUGUUAUAAAUAAAUGUUGCUUUUAAUUU
Messenger RNA from Manacus vitellinus (golden-collared manakin), 3449 nucleotides. RefSeq names its product fatty acyl-CoA hydrolase precursor, medium chain. NCBI's taxonomy places the organism in Eukaryota, Metazoa, Chordata, Aves, Passeriformes, Pipridae. The transcript is spliced from 22 exons. The record is from RefSeq and is a predicted model, not a curated record. Bases 38 to 2887 code for a protein of 949 amino acids.